AAUCGCUUGGGAAGCCGGCGCUUGCUCCCGUCCAACCAACUCAUCACACAUGCUUCUUAAGCACACAAGAGCAAUCCCUAGACUCUCAAAUAUUAACAAGACACUUAAUAGAUUGCAUAUCAUGUCCAGAGACCCCUCCUUAGCUAAACUCACGAGUCUCGAACCUUUAUCUGGCGAACACGCGCGCUGGAUCAAAUUGGAGAAGAUCAACUACACCGAUCCGGAAGGCAAGGCCAGAGAGUGGGAAAUGGCCAGCCGUACCACCAGACCGAAAAAUAGCACCAUUGAUGCUGUGUGUAUCUUGGCUAUUAUCGAGGACAAGACCUCUGCGGACGGUCCCCGCAUCGUGUUGCAGAGGCAGUUCAGACCGCCGGUAGAGGGCGUCUGUAUCGAGAUGCCAGCCGGUUUGAUCGACCCCAACGAAAGCGCCGAAACGUGUGCGUUGAGGGAGUUGAAGGAGGAGACCGGCUACGUGGCGGACUACGCCAUGGAGACCAGCCCGUUGAUGUUCAACGACCCAGGCUUCUGCAACACCAACAUGAAGCUCAUCACCGUAAAGGUAGAUCUUAACGAUGAGAGAAAUGCCAAUCCGCAGCCCGAGUUGGAGGAAAAAGAGUUUAUCGAAACCUUUACCGUUCCAUUGAAGGACUUACACCUGGAGUUGUUCAAGUGGGAGGCCGAGGGGUUGAAGAUUGAUGCCAGGGUGCAGAACAUUGCCGCUGGGAUUCAGUUGGCCAAGAAGUUUAAGUUUUAGGGAAUACAUCAGCCAUGGAGUAUUGGAGAGAUCUUGUCGGUGAGAUUGACAUUCGUGGGGAAGCAAAUAAACAAAAAAUGUGUAUUGCAUACAUUUGGUAUGCUUCAUCUAUGCUAAUGGAAACGGAUUGGUACAACGUCUAUAUUUUGUUAAGCAUAUGUGAAUCUGGGCGUAUUGGAACUUGUAUAAACAUUACCAGCGAGCGAUUUAAAAAAGUAUGUCUACUUUAGUCGAGGAUGAGCGUUAUCAGAGAAGUGGGUUAUAUAUGCAAACGGGGCUAAGCGUUAAUGACUUUUAGUCAAGUGUGAGAUGAGUGGGCCCAAGCGCCUUAUUUUAACGUUAUCAAUUGACUCUGCAUGGGCUAGGGAAGACAAAAGCUUGUCAAUAUUUGAGAAAAAACAUUCAUAUUAAAGAAUCAGA
Babjeviella inositovora NRRL Y-12698 is the source of this 1174-nucleotide messenger RNA. It is a transcript of the gene YSA1, whose product is annotated as ADP-ribose diphosphatase. NCBI's taxonomy places the organism in Eukaryota, Fungi, Ascomycota, Pichiomycetes, Serinales. The record is from RefSeq and is a predicted model, not a curated record. Gene Ontology annotation, cellular component: cytosol; nucleus. The transcript has a single exon. Gene Ontology annotation, molecular function: ADP-ribose diphosphatase activity. Gene Ontology annotation, biological process: nucleoside phosphate metabolic process; ribose phosphate metabolic process. The coding region runs from base 50 to 754 and encodes 234 amino acids.